Molecule: messenger RNA, 1227 nt
Organism: Hydractinia symbiolongicarpus
Lineage: Eukaryota; Metazoa; Cnidaria; Hydrozoa; Anthoathecata; Hydractiniidae
Product: zinc finger CCHC domain-containing protein 10-like
Exons: 4
Coding region: 308-754 (148 amino acids)
Molecular function (GO): nucleic acid binding; zinc ion binding
Source: RefSeq, a predicted model, not a curated record
ACACAGGCAUAGAGCAGAUUAUUCUGGCUGCUGAGUAAAAGCUUGCUAUUGUUUCUUAAAUGGUUUAUUUAAGCUAAAGUACUUCUAAAUUGGGAAAAUUUGGCUACGUUUGAAAAUCCAUUUGAAGUGUGUGCCUCCUUUCCUAGUCUUUCCCAAACUAUGCCAACUUAAUGCAGUAAGCAGAAAAUAGCAUGCAGAAGAGCAAAAUAGAUAGAAGCCUGGUAAAUUCCUGCAUUAUACUGAUAUAAUAGAGAGAAUCCCUAACUUAAGUGUAACACAAAGGAAGAGCUCACAAUGGAAUUUGUGCAUGACCUAUGCUCAAACGCAAGGACUCAGUUACUAUUGCUUAUUUUACUACAAAGUUGUCAAGAUGACUUCAGUAACAAGAAAUUUCGUAAUGCGGAAGAAAAGUGCUGCAGAUGCACAGAAGAACAAAUGUCAAAAGUGUUUGCAGUUUGGUCACUGGACUUAUGAAUGCAAAAAUCAGAGAAAAUAUGUCCACAGAGAAUCUCGUACAAAACUACUUGCAAAAAAACGAAAGGCUGCAGCGAAGCAGCAAAAAGAAGAAAUGCAAGCUGCUGUGAAAGAAAAGGAACUGGAAGCGGAUGCAGAUGAUGAAGAUGAAGAACAAUCCGAUUCAUCCUCCUCCUCAUCCUCCUCCUCAAGUUCAUCAUCAAGUAGUUCUAGUAGUUCGUCAGAAUCCGACAGUGAACCUUCUUCGCCAGUAAAAAAACGAAAACGCCGAAAGAAAUAAUCACUGCGAUUUAUUCCCGCCAAUUCAUUUAUGAAUUUACCCACUAAGAUAAGCCCUCACAUAUGGUGCGUGAAAAUGAGAUCUGCGUAUUUGGUCAUGCCAGAAUGACAGAUUUUGAGAAAAAACAUUUAUAAUAACUCUAAUAUUUUAUGGAAUGCACAUUUUAAAUCUCUUUUUUGAGAGUUUCAUAUUGAGUAUAAAGUUUACCGCGUAAUUGUGUGUGGUUGCGGAUAUGUUUCAAAAUUUAACAAUUCGCGAGUAUAGAUGGAACAAGUGCCUAAUUUUACUCAACGAGCGCAUAGCGAGAUUUAUUUGAAUUUGCAUUGUGCCUUUUUUAUGUAACCAAGCAUAAAAAUUACCCUAUAUUCUCACGUUAUGCCGCAAACGCUUGUGUUUCAUAAAGGCGCCUAUGCACAACUAUGUUUUGAAGGCUUGGUAACUAGCCAUUUCCGUAUAAGACAUCCUACUUAUAA